Effrenium voratum is the source of this 307-nucleotide messenger RNA. The record is from the annotation of a GenBank genome assembly. Lineage: Eukaryota; Dinophyceae; Suessiales; Symbiodiniaceae.
GUGGACUAUGCCACCGAAACCCUGUUCAUCGCCCGCCGUGGUCCUCGCAUACUUGGCGGGGCCACGGUGGAGGUGAUUUGCGGGGGCCGGGGUGUUCUUGUGAACCAGCUUGGUUCACUUGACCGCUCCGGCGGUGGCACGGCCCUGGCCGCAGCGGUCCAGUCAUGGGCAGAGGAUCAAGAGGCAUCGUUCCUUGUGACGGUGCCCCUUGACCUCGACGCUGCGACCUUUUGGGCCAGGGCGGGCCUGGCAGCCAUGCCGCCGCUGGGCUGCAGUGAAGGGCAUGACCUAGCCGUGGGACAUCAAG